This is a messenger RNA of Puccinia graminis f. sp. tritici CRL 75-36-700-3, 3807 nucleotides long. RefSeq lists its product as uncharacterized. The transcript is spliced from 5 exons. The record is from RefSeq and is a predicted model, not a curated record. NCBI's taxonomy places the organism in Eukaryota, Fungi, Basidiomycota, Pucciniomycetes, Pucciniales, Pucciniaceae. Bases 218 to 3706 code for a protein of 1162 amino acids.
AAGGGAUCAAUAAUAACUUCAAAUACUUCAUCAUAAACAUUCUUUUGAGCAGAGCUGAGAAAAGGCUUUAUUCCGAAUCGACUCUUUCACCGUCACGCGCAUCAAAACUAUACUGCAAGCAGACAGACUUGGCACUCACUACCCGGUGGACAGCCCCCCAAGACUUCUACCAAGGAUUUACCUUACAGGCUGCGGACUCGUAACCAGCUAUUCAGACAUGAUACCCGAUGAUAUCGAUGAGACUGCACCAGGCGACUUGAAGCAAUCUGCUGGUCUGCACGACGAAGUCAUUGUCGAACAUGCCUCAGUCCCACCUGCGGCAUCCAGGGAAUUAUUUUAUCCGGUGGCAGCCGAUGAACAAAGUGGAUCAUCCAAGCCCAGAAAGUUCAAAGCCAAGCUUGAUCAGCAGAUUGAAAUUGAAGGGAUACUCGGCAAGGAGUACUCACCCGGUCGGAAAAUUGUUUGCACCUGUGGUGCCGGAACCGUUGAUGCACAAAAACACGUUCUUUUGUGCACCCAAACAACCUCAAACCAUGACGCAGAACUAUCCCAGUGGUCUGCUCAUGAUUUUCACCAUGAGAAGGUUGAGCUUAAUCGAUCGGCCCAUGAGCAUGCGAGCGGUUUAUCAUGGCGCAAAUACCAAUUCUUCAGAGCCUUGAACUUGAGUGGACAGUCACAUUCCCAGGGCCAGGCGCCAUUUCUUUAUCGCUGCUCGCCUGUCUCGAAAGUUGCUCAGCCCGGCGAAGGAUAUCUGUCAAUUGGAUCAUCAUUCCCCUCAAAGAUUGAUGUGGACCUUUCGGAGGCUGCCCCGUUGAUACCGGCAAGAACCACUCAAUUAGACUCUGGAAAUGAAUGGAUUAACCCUGCUUUCAUUUCACAGCCGUCACGGCUUCGCUUCCUCCCAGUGGAAAGACGGAGCCUGGUCUCGCAGACUUUACCUGAAUCAUCAAUAUCGCCAGUGGUUCCUCGAUUGAAUGUCGCGGCGAAUUACCCCACCGAGUCUGUGGAGGCCAAAUCCAACACAACGCUAAUCUCAAAGCCGCAAGCUAUUAUCCUUGCGUUUGGCCUUCUAACUUUAUUAAGCCUCAUCGGGGCAGGCUUCUUGUAUCACGUUCGUCGGAAAAAAAUCAAACGGGGAAAACAUUCGGGUAGACACCUAGACAUUCCAAACAAGACGCUGUUGUGCAGUCCAGCAAUGAAAGACCCUAGCCAUCGAGUAACCAUAGAACCCACACCUUCACCGACAUUCUCAAGCAGCAAUGCCGAAAGCAAUUUGAGGAGUGAUCCAAGUCAACCAUUCCAUUGCGUAUUCGGCAUCCUCCACCCACCCCAAACCGCCAUCGCAUCCGAAAAACUGGGCGAUGUAACUCCGGCGUUGGACAUGCUGCAGGGAGAGAACGAGAUGGAUAAGCACCCGCACGACGACGCUGCGAUUCACACUUCCUUACCAAGCCCUAUCGUUUCUCUCACAGCCAGCUUUAGUACAACCGCAGCCAGUCCGAACAGAGUGGACUGUCAAAGUGCAAAAGAAGCCUCAGAUCCUGACUGCAAAGAGUCAACCUCAGAAGGUAAUUUGACAUGUCCGAGAGAAUGCAACCUGAAAGCGAGUGCAAAGAGCCUCUCCUCUCUCAACGGCAUCCAUCAGCCACUUGACUUUUCGAGCUUCGAAAGAGAGAUGGAGAAUGAGACUUGCGAAAAUCAAUCCUCUUCCCCCUCUAUGAAAGAGCGAUCCAUGACAACCGCCUCUUCCAUGCGACGACGGUCUUACAUUGUUGCAGAUAGAUUAUCUUCAAUCUUGCGGCCAUCCAACUCGACCGGCUUCUCAGAUUCCAGUCCUAAACCACUGCCCCUCAGACGACUCAAGACGAGUUACGGCGUUGGAGAAGAAUGUGAAUCGGAUGAGGAGCAAGAUCAGGCGGCGAUCUCCAGAUUCUUGCGAAUGCAAUACGCGGAGUGGGAGGUUGAGCAACUUGCUCGCGCAGACGCAGGAGGAUUUAUAGAGCCCGACAGUUCAUCCCUCUCAUCAGUUGGCUUUCGCUCGGUUGAACCACAACGACGACGCUCGAGCGUGUUAUCCAACAUGGAGCCAACCACUCUCAAGAGCUUGAAGAAGGGGAGCUUCACAUCUAUGAAGGCUGUCCAGGGCGCAAAGUACCACACCAACAAUCACUUCAACUACAAUUCACCAUCGCCUCACGACUUCCCUCCCAACCCAUCAUCCUCGAGCUACCCGGCGAUGUACGAGCAAGAUCAAUCAACGCUGGCAAACUUCAAUUCUCAGCCUCCAAACAAUGCCUUCUUCCCUAACCAUUCCAAAGUCAGGUCCAGAUUAUCCUCAGUACUAUUGGCGCAGGACGCGCAGUUUUGUUCGAGUCCCAAAAGUUUAAGCUCACAGGGCCACAGAAACAUACCCUCGCCUGUUGAUAUGACGCAUGAACAGACUUGCAAAGAUUCACCAGAUCUAAGCCACGAGCAAGCAUCCGCAACUCUGGCUGCCUAUAAAAAGAAGCACCGACACUCCAAAUCCGCUCCAUUGAACUUCUUGCGCGACUCCAUCGACCUUGAACCAAUCAGAGAGCUCAAGUUAAGUGUGACGAAUCCUGAUGUCGAAUUGAAUGAAUCAGAUGCUCAGCGGAAAGCUCCCGACCCAGUGCCUCAAGGACUUUCCAACUCUACCCGAACCAUCUCCCGCCACAUGGAAGCCAAGGACAUGCACUCAUCCCAACCCCUUCCUCCGGCAGGCGCUCGGGAAAGAUCCCCCUCAGCAGGAGGCGCGCAUUCUCCCGGAAUCGACCAAUUCGAUUCCGGAACCAAGAUUGAAGAACAAUCGCUGAUGGAUGCUACCCAGAAACCUGAUGAAGAUGGAGAUUCUACCGAAUCACCCCAACGACCUAGGCGACGAAGCUGGCUCAGUUCAUCUCUCUCACUCAGAAUUUUACCCCAGAGCAGCCCGUCCAAAAAAGGGAUGGCACUCAACAUGAGUCCAGCUCGAUUGAGGAAAUCUUUAAGCAUAGGCGGUCGGAUGGGCUCGCGAGAAAUGAAAGCGGGGCUCCAUCCUCUUGAUCUUGAAACAACAAGUUCCAACGAACACGACUCCCGACCUAGUUGUCGAGCUUAUACCACCAGUCUGGAUAGUCCAAGUCUCAAAGACAAUACCCACAACCAUCAACUCGAUUCUCAAGCAAUUCCCAAAUCUCACGACUUUGGCAAAAGUUCAAAUUCCAGCUUGACUACCCUCUUUGGACUAUUCACGAAAUCCAAAAGAUCGUCACACAUCCUUCAGCACGAAUUAUUGGGGAUAUCUUCAAGCCCAUCACCUACGUCUGAAUUCAUGAGCUCGUCCAGCUCAUCGCAUUCUGGACAGAACUCGUUGAACUUGUUCGACUCGAACCGGCCGGGGGGCUCUCAAAGUACCAUCAGCAGCAGCAUCACCACCGCCAUGCAUUCACCCAUCAUCGACGGAUUCUGCUCAACCCACCCCAAUCCUUACAGCUCUGCACCGUGCGCUUGUGGCGACCAAGAGACUCCAAACCUAGCCUAUGGCCGGAAGAAUCGUGAUGUCGCCCGGAUCCAAUGGAAAUCCCGGCUGAACUCAGUCGGCUCAUUCAUCGAUGACCUGGACACCAUCAAUCAAACCCCUCAGUCUGGCCUGGUCAUCGCUAAUCCUGAUAUGGCCCAGUCAAACGAAACCGACUACACCAGAUAACCCGAGCCACUCCUCAUUGGCACUCCUUACCGUCUUUCUCCUUCAAUCUAAUUUUUUCGCAUCCGUCAAGAUUCUUUUUCUGCAUAUACCUACGCCAAUUU